AUGAAUAUUAACGAUCUGGAAUACAAUCACAUCUGCGUCGAAGGCGUUAGAAGAUGUAUUAAGAAAGUCGUUAACAAACUUGUCGUUAGAGAUUGUGCCACUGAGAAUGAUAUCCAACAAUGUACCGAUUCUAAAACCUGUGAAACAUGUGACAGCAUUAACUGCAAUACUGGAGUAUUCCCCAAGGGUCGCAUCACUUGCUACCAAUGUACUGGUAGCAGCUGCGAAGAUAUUACCGCAAAUAAUAUAGUUGACAAAGUCUGUGCGAAUUACGAAGAAAAUGAUCAAUGCUAUAUGAAAGCGAAGAACGAAAACGACAUGACACGUGGUUGCAAGUCCGAUACUAGGGAUAAUGAAUGUUUAGACGCUGCUGAAGGUUGUGUCUUUUGCUCCAACAAUAACUGUAAUAAUUUAAAGUAUAUAUAUGAUCAAGUACUCAAGUGUCAUCAGUGCACCAGUGAUGUUCCUACUAAUAAAUGUUUUGAUAAACAAACUAGUAAAGUGUUUGAGAAAUGUAAGAGACAAAUUCGUUAUACUUUUCCCGAAUAUUGUUAUACCCAAAUCAAUGGUAAUACCAUUAAACGUGGUUGUCUUCAUGAUAAUUUGGACCUAACAGUUGACAUAUGCAAAGAUGCUGAUAGUGAUACCUGCACGAAAUGCAAUAAUGGCGAUGGUUGUAAUAAUAGGCAACAAAUAUUAGAUUAA
Molecule: messenger RNA, 705 nt
Organism: Lucilia sericata (common green bottle fly)
Lineage: Eukaryota; Metazoa; Arthropoda; Insecta; Diptera; Calliphoridae
Exons: 1
Coding region: 1-705 (234 amino acids)
Source: RefSeq, a predicted model, not a curated record